AUGCAAUACUCAAGCCUCCUCCUCGUCGCUCUUGCAGCAUGCGUUGUCUCAGCACAGUCUGGAUCUGAGGAAUCCUCAGCCAUUUCAUCAUCGAAGGCAACGAACAGUGGCAACGGCGGUACCAAAACAACGGCCACCGGUGCCACCGAAACUAGCAAGAAGAGUAGCACCUCCACUUCCACCGGAAAGAGUAGUGGCUCAAACUCCACAAAGUCUUCUUCCACCGGGAAAGCGAAUGGCGCUUCUAGUACCUCAAAAAGCGGGGCAUCAAGUACGAAUUCAUCAUCACUACCCAAGGUGACAACUGGCGGAGCCCAGUCACUGAUGGCGCAGAGCGGGGGUAUGGUCACCGUUGUUGGUCUUGGUGUUGUAUUUGCUGUUUUUAUGUGA
Venustampulla echinocandica is the source of this 390-nucleotide messenger RNA. RefSeq lists its product as uncharacterized. The record is from RefSeq and is a predicted model, not a curated record. The coding region runs from base 1 to 390 and encodes 129 amino acids. The transcript is spliced from 2 exons. Lineage: Eukaryota; Fungi; Ascomycota; Leotiomycetes; Helotiales; Pleuroascaceae.